Peromyscus leucopus (white-footed mouse) is the source of this 353-nucleotide messenger RNA. RefSeq names its product ATP synthase membrane subunit e (gene Atp5me). The transcript is spliced from 4 exons. Gene Ontology annotation, biological process: proton motive force-driven ATP synthesis. Gene Ontology annotation, molecular function: proton transmembrane transporter activity. The record is from RefSeq and is a predicted model, not a curated record. Bases 76 to 291 code for a protein of 71 amino acids. NCBI's taxonomy places the organism in Eukaryota, Metazoa, Chordata, Mammalia, Rodentia, Cricetidae.
GCUUCAGGAGGAGGCCUGCGCUCUUGCUGUGUCUUCCGCCUCAGUUGAGCUUCCGGCGCGAAGGUCACGGACAAGAUGGUUCCCCCAGUUCAGGUCUCUCCGCUCAUCAAGCUCUGCCGAUACUCGGCCCUGGUCCUCGGCAUGGCCUACGGCGCCAAGCGCUAUAGUUACCUAAAACCCCGGGCAGAGGAGGAGAGGAGGGUGGCAGCGGAGGAAAAGAAGAGACUAGAUGAGCUGAAACGGAUUGAGAGAGAACUGGCAGAAGCUCAAGAUGACAGCAUACUCAAGUGAAGCGCCAGUGAGCUUGCCUUUUCUUUAGUCGCUGAGGAUGAAUAAAGCUUUGUUGUGUGAUG